AUGGAUUUUAUUAAGGUUGAGGACCAACGGAAAUAUAUAGAAGGAAAUAAGGGAUAUCAAUUGUUUUACCUAAACUCGAGUACAUCUAAAGAAUAUGGUUCUCAUAUAGAUGUUUUAAAUAUGAUGUUAGAAGAUUAUUCUUCUGUCCUUAAGAUAUAUGUCAUAAAUGUUGUGGAUGAUAAUAAUAAAUAUGAAUUUCAAUUUUAUGCAAAAUCACAAUUAAUUAAAAGUUUUGUUAAUACUAAUAUAGGUAGCAUUACCUCUUUUUUAAGAAAAUACAUGCAAACCUUAUCAUAUGAACAAGAUACCGAAGAAAAAAAUAAAGAAAAAGAGAGAGAAAAACAAAUUAUUGAACGAAUACAAAAUCUUUUAAAAAAUAACAAAAUUAUUUUAUUUAUGAAAGGUACUAAAACUUUUCCUCAAUGUAAAUUUAGUAAUGCCGUUAUAUUUAUGUUAAAUAGUAUGAAAAUAAAAUAUGAAACAUAUAAUAUAUUAGAAGAUCAAGAUAUUAGAGCUCACUUAAAAAUAUAUUCAAAUUGGCCUACAUAUCCACAAUUAUAUAUAAAUACUGAAUUGAUCGGUGGUCAUGAUAUUAUAAAAAGUAUGUAUGAUAAUAAUGAACUUGCCUUAAUUAUACCAGAUGACUGUUUCGAAGAAUAA
Molecule: messenger RNA, 660 nt
Organism: Plasmodium falciparum 3D7
Lineage: Eukaryota; Apicomplexa; Aconoidasida; Haemosporida; Plasmodiidae
Source: RefSeq, a predicted model, not a curated record